Messenger RNA from Lemur catta (Ring-tailed lemur), 1380 nucleotides. RefSeq names its product nuclear pore complex protein Nup50-like. Gene Ontology annotation, cellular component: nuclear pore. The record is from RefSeq and is a predicted model, not a curated record. Gene Ontology annotation, biological process: protein import into nucleus. Lineage: Eukaryota; Metazoa; Chordata; Mammalia; Primates; Lemuridae.
CCAGCACCACGACUGCGACCCAGCGAGUGCUGUGGCGGCCGCCGGGGUGGUUUGAAAAAAUGGCCAAAAGAAUUGCCCAGAAGGAACUGACAGACAGGAACUGGGAUCAAGAAGAUGAAGCUGAAGAGGUGGGAACAUUCUCAGUGGCCAGUGAGGAAGUCUUGAAGAAUAGAGACAUAAAGAAAGAAAAGCGUAAACAUGUUGGAUUGGAAUCUGAUAGUGGAGGAGCCUUUAAAGCUUCGGUUGUAGCUUCUGGAGGAGGAGGGUUUUCUGGAUUUGGUAGUGGUGCUGGAGAGAAGCCUCAGGAAGGAAUGUCAAAUGGAAAUAGCGUAACUAGCAGCCCUCCCUUCACCAGAGCAGGGGUGGCAACAGAGACCAAGGCAGCCUCUGGUUGUGUUGCUGCAGACGGCUCUACCACCUUGGUUGAUAAAACUAUUUCAAAUGCCAAAACUAACAGCCACAGUCAGCAGCCUUCCUCCUCUGGCCUUGCUUCUAGUGAAGCCUAUGCCAACAAUCCUUGGAACAAGCAGUUGACUGUCUUGAACUGCUGUGUUCGGGAUUGGAUAGAGAAGCAUGUGAAUGCAAGCCCACUCUGUGAUCUAACACCUGUCUUUAAAUACUAUGAGAAAUAUUUAGAGAGUAUUAUAGAGCACCACAGAAACUAUGUCAGUUGUAAUUAUCCAAGUGAAACAAACAAGAUGGUGGUUGAAAAGCAGUCGUCUCCGCUAUCUGGUUCAACAAGAUUACAGGAAGAGUCAGCAUAUUUGUUUCAUGGCAACAAAACUGAAGAUACAUCUGAAAAGAAGACAGAGGUUGUGUCUGAAAAGAAAAUGGACCCAUCACUAGGAGCAAAAAGUGCCUCAUUUAAUUUUGGCAAGAAAACCGACAGCUCUGAUUUGGGCUCAUUAAGCUCUGGCCCUCUGGCUGGAUUUUCAUUUUCCUCUGGAAACUCCAGUUUAUUUGGCAAAGGUAUUGCCCAGAAUAAACCAGUUUCUCUGCCAUUUUCCACUAAAAUAUUGGAGAGCCAAGCGGAGGGUGGCAGUAAUGAAUGCAAAGGUGGAGAUGAAGAAGGGAAUUAUGAGCCACCCAAAGUAGUAGUUACUGAAGUAAAAGAAGAAGAUGCUUUUUACUCCAAAAACAAUGUAUUGAUUCCAUCUAAUAUGCCAUGUACCAGAACAAGGAAAAAUAACGUACUUAUUGUCUGUGUUCCAAAUCCACCAAUUGAUGAGAAGAAUGCCACUGUCCCAGUUACCAUGUUAAUUUGGGUAAAAACUAGCGAGGAUGCAGAUGAGUUGCACAAAAUUUUACUGGAGGAAAAGGAUGCCUGAACACAUGAAGUCAACUGAGGAAUUAUUGCCAAGUUGCUGCUUCCCCCACCGC